AUGAAAGAGAGAGAGAGAGAGAGAGAGAGAGAGAGAGAGAGAGAGAGAGAGGUGUUAAGACAAAAAAUAAGGAGAAUGACAAACAAUUUGAUAUAAAGUGCUAAAUAUAUCUGAAAACAGUGGGAGGGGCCUAAUGAGAAAAAAAAAAAAAAAACAACAACGAAGGUUUUGCAACAGCAGACAUGACUGUGAAGAGACCGAGUGAAAGUCAUGGAGAGAUGGACCUGUCAUCACAUGCAUAUUAUUCUGGUGUAACACUACAGCAAUAAAAUGUGUUUGCUGGAUUAGCAAACUAACAAGGGUUGUCAGUGUUAUCACACACGUUUGUAGAAAUUGCAGUAAAUCUUCAGUGGUAAAACAUUAACAGCUCUCAGAAGCCAUAAUGUAUGCAAAGGCAGUACGCUGUUCUAAAAGUAUCGAGUCUUUGAACCCCAACAAGCUGGCCCCUAGUUAAAGCAGGUUCUGACAGUGGCUGUCACCAUGGAGGGGAGGGAGUGGCAGUGUAUUGAAGAAGAAAGAGGUGAUGUUGAAUCCCCCACAGGACAUUCAGCCACUGCAGGAGGCACAGCGUCCACAUGGAGGAAUGGUCAGGUUGUGGUAGCGAUGCCCACAUCCUCUUGGUUGGCUCCCAUGUUUGACUUUUCACAUGGCAAGACUCUUCUAGAGACAAAUGGCUUCCAGAUUCCUGUAGAGGAUUUUGAGGGUCCACUUCAUACAGCACUGGACUACCCGUCUGUCAGAAGAUACCUGCUUUUCAACUCAUCCUUUUUUAAUUUCAUCAUGGCACCUGUUUUGUAUCUGGUGCUGUGGUUUGCUGUGUACUCGAGCCUUCACAUGUACCUUGAAGGCAGCACAACAAACUUCUGGGUGCUUUGUCUGUGUGUCAGUCUGGUGUCCAUAAUCCUCACCACCAUCAUCAUCCUCAUCUUUCACUACAACAACAAAGAGAUAAACAUGAACACAGACGUGCGGUUGGUGGGGGUAAAUGAGCGGAUGGUCAGACACAGGCUACUGUUGGGAGUGGCUGACUGGGUGCAUAAAGGCAAAGGAAAACUGCAACUCUUCUGUGUGUACUGGGACUUGUCCUCAUGUCUUAGAUCUCUGACUGAAGCUCUGGAGGACAGGAGUGUUGUCAGAGAUCAAGUACAGAACAGAAUCAAGAAAAGAAUGUCGCAUCUAGUUCUAGUGACUGAGGUCACGACCCUGGAUCCUGAGGAUGGAUUAGUGGAUGAGGAGGCUCCUGAGGAAGAGCAACCCCUGUUGGUGGGGGAAAGAGAGCGAAGUGAAUCAAUCAUUCAAAGAGAAGACUCUAAACUUACAAAAAACUUUAGUCUAAUGCCCAAUGCCACUCUCUCAUAUCAGGCCAUGGCUCAGCAGCUCCUGAUGACCUACAGUGCACUUUAUGUCAGAUUGCUGGUAUCUAACAAGCUUCCUGCAUCUUCACAGUGUCCUUUAGGUGCAGGGAAAAAUCAUUCCACUGGUACUCUAUGUCUCUGUGAGUAUGUAGGGUUAAAGGUCCUGCAGUAGAUGGACCAUGACAAUCAAAUUUAACAUUUCAAAGUAUUAAUCAUCCAACUUUUUGAGAUGAAAGUUUCGCUGUCAACUAUAAUAUAGUCAAAGAUUUUUCUUGCUGCUUUUGAAAUUGUUAUAAUUUCAGCUGUCUAAAGAAAUAUAUUUUUUGGUUUCUUGUCUUGAUAUGGUCGUUUACAUGAUUAGGAUUUACAUCAUGUCCUAACCAGCUGCAACACAAAAUUCUUCUAUGUCUGUUGUGUUGCCCUGAAUUGCCCUGAUCACAUGGUAAAACAACAUGCUACUUAUGAAUUUUCAUGUAUCGUGAAAAUAACCCCAUUCUUCCGAAUUACUGACAAGUGCCCUUCAGACAUAUUUUCAUCAAUUAAAUUGUGUUUUCCUGUGGCGCUCCUGAUAGAAUGUUGUGCAAGCAACAUCAGAGACAUGGGUUCUGGUACUGUGGAAACCAGGAAAUAAUAGUGGUCACAUAAAUAAUGAUGAGUGUGUUUUGGAGGUUGCAUUUUUGCUCUGAAAUUACAUUUACACUCCACUGACUGGUAGGUUUAGGGUUGGGGUUUGGGUUAGGAGAUGGGGCUAAUGAAGUAUGCAUUCCUGUUGACUGUAUUACAUAAUUUACAACUAAAAAUACAGCUUGCUUUUGGCACCACCCUGUGGACAUUUCACCUCAACAACACUUCCAGCUUCAGCCACCGGGGGCAGUGGUUCAGAUUUCAGUGAGCACAGACCUGCUGAAAUUUCGACCUGCAGACACUGAAUUCAUAGUGUGAUCAACCUGCCCAAUUAAAUAUCAUUGGUCAAGAGUCCUGCUCCACAUAGUUGUAUAUUUUGUAUUUUCUGUGUAUUUUUGACUAAAGACCUACUGUGGUUCUUUAUGUGAUUCUGAUUUAUGCCAUAUGGCAACCAGGUACAUCGUGAUAAAGCAGCAACCAAUAAAACCUUAAAAUCAAGAA
Molecule: messenger RNA, 2480 nt
Organism: Myxocyprinus asiaticus (Chinese sucker)
Lineage: Eukaryota; Metazoa; Chordata; Actinopteri; Cypriniformes; Catostomidae
Product: transmembrane protein 268-like
Exons: 11
Coding region: 481-1527 (348 amino acids)
Source: RefSeq, a predicted model, not a curated record